Sceloporus undulatus (fence lizard) is the source of this 823-nucleotide messenger RNA. Its product is annotated as cytochrome c oxidase subunit 4 isoform 1, mitochondrial. The transcript is spliced from 5 exons. The record is from RefSeq and is a predicted model, not a curated record. Lineage: Eukaryota; Metazoa; Chordata; Lepidosauria; Squamata; Phrynosomatidae. Bases 158 to 670 code for a protein of 170 amino acids. Gene Ontology annotation, biological process: mitochondrial electron transport, cytochrome c to oxygen.
UCCUAAACUGCUGAGGGAAGGGGGCGGAGUCGUCGUGCCGUGCGUUUCCGCUUCCGGUCUCCUUUUCUGUUUCUCCCUGCGGCUUCCGCUUCCUUCCGGCGUCCUCGCUCUCGGCGCUUAGAGGACACUCGGAGCCGGGCUCUUCCUGGGCGGAAGGAUGUUGGCUUCAAGGGCAUUUAGCCUUCUUGGCAAAAGGACUAUUUCCACUUCAGUCUGCUUAAGGGCACAUGGACAUGGCAUUGUGAAAACUGAGGACUUCAGUCUGCCGUCUUACACUGACCGUCGGAGUAUCCCUUUGCCUGAGGUUGCAUAUGCAAAAACUCUUUCUUCUGAGCAGAAAGCCCUGAAAGAGAAAGAGAAGGCGUCAUGGAGCGCUCUUUCAGUGGAGGAGAAAGUUGCACUGUAUCGCAUCAAAUUCCAUGAAAGCUUUGCUGAGAUGAAUAAGAGUUCAGCCGAAUGGAAGACAGUUGUUGGCGGGGUCCUCUUCUUCGUUGGCUUCACUGGCUUUAUUGUCAUUUGGCAAAGGCAAUAUGUUUUUGGGCCCGUCCCUCACACCUUCUCAGAUGAGUGGAAGGCCAUGCAGACCCAAAGAAUGCUGGAUAUGAGAAUUAAUCCAAUCGAAGGCUUCUCAGCAAAGUGGGACUACGAAAAGAAGGAAUGGAAGAAGUAAAAGCACUCCAGGGAUUUCCACUCCCAUCCUAGUUUGAAGUCUCCAAAACGAUUCAGUCAUCUCCAUAUGACCUCACUGCUUCUGUGUUUGGGGGAAAAUAACCCUUCGUUGAGAGAAAAAUCUUAAUAAAUGUCUGGUUUACUUGAAAAAUUC